Molecule: messenger RNA, 2091 nt
Organism: Nicotiana tabacum (common tobacco)
Lineage: Eukaryota; Viridiplantae; Streptophyta; Magnoliopsida; Solanales; Solanaceae
Product: disease susceptibility protein LOV1-like
Molecular function (GO): ADP binding
Source: RefSeq, a predicted model, not a curated record
GGAUUUUGCACAACACCGAUAAUUAGUGACUUUGACGCAAACAACCACUUAGGUCACAGGAAAAUCGCACGGUAACUUAGUUCUUUCUUUCCGGAUGUCGCUGGAAUGACGCACAACGAUCUUUUCUCACCGAUGCUUUGAUACCAUUUGAAAAUGCACGGGAGAAAAUCUAUAUUGAUCAAUUAAUUAUAAUACAAUGAGCCCUAUUUAUAACUAUACAUAAUACAGAUUCUACUCCUGGUCAAUAUGGGACUCGGACUAAUUACAUUUUAACUAUAUAACUAUCUAACACGUCCUAAUGCUAAUUUCAUGAAAAAAAGAAGUUUCCAAGAAACUAUUCUUCGUGAAAUUGGAUUACUUCCAGUAACUUGCACAAGAAGCAUUGAUUGUUGUAUGGUGUUCAUAAGGCAAGUAAUAGCAGCAUAAGCCAUGUCUCUCUUUCUCUCUUACGUGUUUUAUGACAAUAGGGAGAGUUUGUGCCAAAAAAAAAAAAGCAGAAUCUCAGAGUAUGAUAGUAGAGGCACUAUUAUAAUAAGCUCGUAUUCUCACAAUCUAAAAACAGAAGAAAUAAAGGGUCUAUCUUUUAUUUAUAGAAUUUGUUUAUGAGAAGGGGAGCCUUAGCGUAACCAGUAAAGUUACUGUCAUAUGACUAGAAGGUCAGAGUUCGAGCUGUGAAAAUAAUAUUUUGUAUAAAUGUAGGGUAAGACUGCAUACAAUAGACCCUUGUGGUCCGGCCCUUCCCCGACCGAACCCCGUGCAUAGCUUGAGCUUAGUGCACCAGGAUGCCCUUUUUGUCCAUGAGACCCGUUGCCAACACGGCAAACAAAAAGAAUCAAACAAAAAAAAGCAUCAAAGAAAAUUCUAUUGAAUAUUAUCUUCUAUCUUUAGGUCAAAAGCCAACAAAAGAAGAUCUCAUGGUGUAAAAUCAGGGGUUUUGGUGGUUGGUCUCUUUUAAAAAGCAGAUUCUCCAAUUCAAAAACGGAAAUGAGAAUUAGUGAUAAUUAUCACAUCCUAAAAGUAUGCACUGACCUAACAGGGAAAAGGUGAAAGAUUUAUGAUCAGCAUCUGAUUCCAGCUGGAAAUGUGAUGGAAGCUAACUUGUGAUCUCAAUAAACAAAAGAAAGACCUUUCUGUUUGCACAAACUCCCAAUUGCAUCACAUACGCAUUGAGAGAUAUUCUGCUUCUUCUCUCUGCAGAAACAUUUCUAUUUUUGUCACACAUAAUUAUGGCUUAUGCUGCUAUUACUUCUUUUAUGAGCACCAUAAAUCAAUCAAUGCAACUUACUGGAUGUAAUUUGCAGUCGUUCUAUGAGAAACUUGAAUCCUUGAGAUCUAUUAUGGAGAAACCCUGUAAUAUAACAGAGGAUAUUGAAGCACUGACAAGCUUGGAAGCUGAAAUCAAAGAGGUAGUAUUCAAUGCAGAAGAUAAGGUUGACUCGAGAUCAAUAAAAGUUCUUUAUUCAAAAACACCAACUUUACGGAGCAACGCUUUCUGGAAACUCUGUUGUUGCUUGGAACAAGCGAUAGAAUGCAUUGAUUCCAUCAUGAAGCAGUGGAUGGCAAUACGGGACUGGUACACUAACAUCAAAGGUUUGAAAGCACAAAAGUUUUCUCUAGCCAGUAUACCUGAACGUGCUGUAGAGCCCGAGAAUAUUAUGGUUGGCCAUGAAAGUGAGUUCGAGAUGAUGCAGGAUCAACUUGCCAGAGGAUCAAGUGAACUAGAAGUUGUCUCCAUUAUAGGGAUGGGUGGCAUCGGCAAGACAACUUUAGCUAACAAGCUUUACACAGAUCCAUUCAUUAUGUCUCACUUUGACAUUCGUGGAAAAGUUACUGUUUCACAAGAGUAUUGCGAGAAAUGUACUACUAGGCCUUCUUUCUUCAAUAAGUGGAAGGACUAGUGAAUAUUUUGAGCAAGAUGAUGGCCAACUAGCAGACCAACUACAAAAGCUUCUAAAAGGCAGGAGAUACUUAAUCGUCAUUGAUGACAUAUGGACUACAGAAGCUUGGGAUGAUAUAAAGUCACACCUCCUUUUUGCGCGCCUACCUCGGAGGAUAAAUGCGUGAGGGAGUUUUUCCAAUUUAAGUGACAAU